AUGAAUCAACAUCAAGCCAAUAACCUUCUUGCACAUCACAGUGGUAGCUUUAAUCCAACUGGAGGUCGGUUGGAAAACUCAUCAUCAUCCUUCACUCCUGGUUUGCGUCAUCCAGAAAACAAUAUUGUUCAGAUUGGGUCAGAAACCUAUUACACUGUGGGAAACAUUCAACAAAAUGGUUAUGAUAUGACUAACAAUGUUCAGCAAUCCCAAUGGCCACCUCAGCAGUCCUUUCCAGCGACCGGUCUUCCACGUCUCCCACCAACUCAGACAUGCGAGGUCAGAUCAACCGGUCCAAUGUCUGGAUCAAUUCUUGGUUCUGCGGUGAACUCAGGUUCUAACCUUAUUCCAAAUUCGUCGGCUCAAAUCUGGGAUAUUGGUACACCUGGCCUAUCUUCCCUUUCCAAUGGAGCCGUCUCUUCAACCAACAAGAAAGUAAUCACUCGUGUCGAUCAAUGCCCAGACUUUUGGAACCUCCCGGUUAGUCACUUGUAUGAAUGGCAAAGGAUGGUAGAUAUUCAGGAUCAUAGUGUCCAGGAUUACUUCAAUCAAGCGUUGAAAAAAGCAGAAGACGACUUGGAUGAGCCGGACUUUGAUGGUAGUGACUCAGCGAAAUUCAAAUUCAACAGCACCUGUCCCAGCCAACUCGAUCUCUUGUUCAUGCGAUGCCUUGCAGAACUCAGUCCUUUUGGUACACCGGGUAAAAAGUUGAAAGUAUUCAAACAGUGUGCAACGUUGUUGAAGAUGGACAGUGGGACCGUCGAAGAUGACAAGGAGCUGCGUGAAUUGAUCCACACAGUCGAGCAUGAGGAAGAGAACGGCCUAGCUCUCAAACUAGCUUCCAAGGAGGAACGUGAGACACUCAAGAACCGAUAUAUGCUGGCAGAGGAUUACCGUGAUCGGGCUGCAAGAGGGGAAGUACGUAAGCGCUCAGAAACCCCCUCAGAAACCGACGACGAUGGCAGAUUGAUUAGCAGGAAACCCAAGAAGGCCCGCAACUCAGCUGCAUCCCAUGCAAACGCGGUCAUGGAGGAGCUGAGUGCUUUUAGUGGCGAAAUGAGUAAGAUGAAUGAAGCCGCUUUGACCGCUCAAGCAGAGCAAAACAACAAAAUAAACCUCCUUUACGAACGUGAGCUCACCAUAGCUGCCGCGGAGGCUAGAUCUCUAGAAGCACAUCGCAAGGCAGAACUGGCCCUUGAACAAAAAAAAUUCGAGUUGGCAUCUGAGCAAUCAAAAACCACAAACCUCACCUUAGAAGCUCUUGACGCUAAAGUAGACUCAAAAAUGACCUCAAUCAAUGACGCCUUGGCAGCAAUCAUGACUCAACUUUCCUCGCGUGUGCAAUGA
This is a messenger RNA of Melampsora larici-populina 98AG31, 1347 nucleotides long. RefSeq lists its product as uncharacterized. The record is from RefSeq and is a predicted model, not a curated record. NCBI's taxonomy places the organism in Eukaryota, Fungi, Basidiomycota, Pucciniomycetes, Pucciniales, Melampsoraceae. The transcript has 7 exons. The coding region runs from base 1 to 1347 and encodes 448 amino acids.